AUGAAUCAACGUGGAUUAGUAAUGGAGGAAAAUGCCAGAAUGCUUUGCGUCAUGGAUUAUAUGUGCCUUACGAACGACGUUGAUCCAAAAUUAGGAUUCAAAACGCAUAAAUCGGGAUUAGGUCCAGAAGCCAUUGUAUCGCCAAGGUACGAGAAUACAUUUUUAUCGCUGAAGGAAGCAUACUCUAAGGCAAUGGGGAAGGACUCAAGAAUUGCAUUAGAAAUAUGCAACAGAUAUCCUAAUGACGACGGGUGUGGCGUCAAAAUCACUGCCUGGAAGGUUAUUUGGAAUAACCAAAUAAUCAAUGAACUCUACGGUAGAAUGGCUCCCGUAAAUGAAGAUUUUUUUCGAGCUAACCGAAAAAUAAGCAUCGGAGAAGAAAUUACAACUUAUUACGGCUCUUCAUAUUUUGGUUAUAAUAACAGCGAAUCAAAAUGCCCCGUACAAAGUGAUACAGAUUCGAACGUGGAAGAACGUGAUAAUUUACUGACAUAUGCUAUUUGUGGCUCAUAUUUUUUGUACAAGAGUUGGCUGAAAAGACAUAUUACAUCUCAUAUGGACCCAUCGGUGAGUUGUGAUCGUUGCAAUAAAGUUUUCAAAAGAGGUGACUCCUUAAAAAGACACAUAAAAUCGAUGCACGAAACAGUUUCUUACACCUGUAAAACCUGUUCAAAGUCUUUUAACACAACUUCCAAUUUGAAACGGCAUGAAAAUACCCAACAUAGUAGCAAGACCAAAAUGACUUGUGAAAAAUGCGGGAAAACAUUUACAAAUAAGCAGAAUUUAUCUUAUCACGAUAAUAUAAAACAUACAGGGGUCAAACCGAAUAAAUGUGACACAUGCAAUGAAGAGUUUGGAUCACCAUGCUACCUGAAAAUACAUGUGAAUAAGGAGCAUUGA
Macrosiphum euphorbiae (potato aphid) is the source of this 900-nucleotide messenger RNA. Lineage: Eukaryota; Metazoa; Arthropoda; Insecta; Hemiptera; Aphididae. The record is from the annotation of a GenBank genome assembly.